AUGUACUUCACCUUGUAUGACCUGCCACGACUACUAACGACAGAGCAACUUUCGAACAAGUUUCCGACGCCAUUGCCGCCUCUAAUGCUAGACCGGCGCGUCACAGAGAUUGACGACACGACCACCAUGAGCUGCCAGUUGCAUCUCAUCUUCAUGCUUGAUGUCUAUGCCAAAACAUGCAAUGCUUCAAUGACCACUGGAUUCUUGAAACGCUACAGGGGACCUACAGGAAUGACUUGUCAGGAGGCAGACAGAGGACUCGCGCCCUACAUCGGCAAGCAAUGGUCCGAUGGUGUAUGGAAGCAAGCGCCUGCAUAUCAAAGACUAACAACAUCAGACAUGCGUGGCAGCACCGGAAUCGCCGCGGGCGGUACGCACCAGCGAUGCUUGCGAGAACAGCUGCCGGGGCGAGCUCACGAUGUUCUUCGUUUGCACUGUCAAAGGCGAAGGGGACGUGACAGUCUAGACCUGUCAUAUCCUGCCUGUGCGCCAUGGCCGGGUCUGGCCCGGUCGUGGAUCACAAAAGCAGCAGGGGCCACUAUCUUCGCCAAGUCCAUGUACUUGGUCUUCUUCUCAAAGAAAGGACUACAUGAGGAAUAG
Messenger RNA from Verticillium alfalfae VaMs.102, 600 nucleotides. RefSeq lists its product with no specific name. The transcript has 3 exons. The record is from RefSeq and is a predicted model, not a curated record. Bases 1 to 600 code for a protein of 199 amino acids. NCBI's taxonomy places the organism in Eukaryota, Fungi, Ascomycota, Sordariomycetes, Glomerellales, Plectosphaerellaceae.